Molecule: messenger RNA, 1830 nt
Organism: Salvia miltiorrhiza (redroot sage)
Lineage: Eukaryota; Viridiplantae; Streptophyta; Magnoliopsida; Lamiales; Lamiaceae
Product: pyrophosphate-energized vacuolar membrane proton pump 1-like
Exons: 5
Coding region: 540-1517 (325 amino acids)
Biological process (GO): proton transmembrane transport
Cellular component (GO): membrane
Molecular function (GO): inorganic diphosphate phosphatase activity; diphosphate hydrolysis-driven proton transmembrane transporter activity
Source: RefSeq, a predicted model, not a curated record
CACCGUUCUCUCCUCUUCCUUUUCUCUUAGCCACCGCCUUACUCCCUUCAAGCCAGGCGGCUACUGUCGCCGCCAGCCCCCAUCCUCGCCGCCAUUCUCCACCGUCCUCGCCGCCGCGUAGCUGUUCGCGCCGCCGUCCUCGCCACCAUCCUCGCCGCUGAGGCCCUUUAUCCCUUUCUCUUCUGCGAACAGCAGCGGUCCGAGCCGCCACCGCUGAUGUAUCAUUCUCUGAAACUCCGGCGCCGCUUCUGUAAAAUCUGGCGACUGAUUUUCGCCGUUCUUUCCCUCUUUUUCUCUUCGUCUCGGUUUCCCUCUCUAAUCCCUCACUGGAAGCGCACAAUUGAAGGGAAGAAGUCGAGCCCUAGCUUCUCUGUCUGAAAUCGCCGGUCGCCGCCCUGGCUUGACGCCGCCGUGUCUCCCUUGGUCGGAGAUCGCAACACCGCUAAAGUCCUUCCUCUGCUCACAGAUCGAGCCCUAGUUUCUCUCGAUCCAGUGCUACAUCUUUCUUGUUUACGGAAUACCAAUAUGUAGGAAUUUUCAUGGUUACUUUUGCAGUCCUCAUCUUCCUGUUCCUGGGUUCAGUUGAGGGUUUCAGCACAAGUUUCCGACCUUGUACUUAUGAUCAGGAGAAGCUUUGCAAGCCUGCUCUUGCAACUGCUAUCUCCAGUACAGUUUCCUUCUUGCUUGGUGCCAUCACCUCUGUCGUUUCUGGUUUCCUCGGGAUGAAAAUUGCAACCUAUGCAAAUGCAAGGACAACAUUGGAAGCUAGAAAAGGUGUUGGAAAAGCUUUCAUUGUUGCAUUCAGAUCUGGCGCAGUUAUGGGUUUUCUGCUUGCUGCAAAUGGCCUAUUGGUUUUAUACAUUACCAUCAAUCUAUUCAAGAUCUACUAUGGUGAUGAUUGGGAAGGACUUUUUGAGGCAAUCACUGGAUAUGGUCUUGGUGGAUCCUCCAUGGCUUUGUUCGGAAGAGUCGGGGGUGGUAUUUACACCAAGGCUGCUGAUGUUGGGGCAGAUCUUGUUGGAAAGGUUGAAAGGAAUAUUCCCGAAGAUGAUCCUAGGAACCCUGCUGUGAUUGCUGACAAUGUUGGUGAUAAUGUUGGCGAUAUUGCUGGAAUGGGGUCUGAUCUUUUUGGUUCAUACGCUGAGGCAUCUUGUGCUGCUCUUGUCGUGGCUUCGAUAUCAUCUUUUGGAAUUACCCAUGACUUUACUGGAAUGUGCUAUCCGUUGCUUAUUAGUUCCAUGGCUAUCCUGGUCUGUUUAAUCACUACUCUCUUUGCUACUGACUUUUUUGAGAUAAAGGCUGUCAAGGAGAUUGAACCAGCAUUAAAGAAUCAACUUAUCAUAUCCACUAUUCUUAUGACUGUGGGAAUUGCAAUUGUCACCUGGACUUGCCUGCCAUCAUCAUUCACAAUCUUCAAUUUUGGUGUUCAGAAAGAUGUGAAAAACUGGCAGCUAUGUGUUGGUAUGUUAUCAGGGGAUGUUACUUCCAAGAAAGGACGAAGAUCAAGAUGGAAAUGAGUGUGAAGGAAGCGUUGGAGAGGUCGAUGAGGACUUUGUUGGAGUGGAUUCUUUUGACUUAGUUGAGCUUGUGUGUCGGGUUCUCUCCUAAGUUAGUUGCUGCAAAUUCAUCAUAGCAGGUCAACUAGUUCAUGAGGACUUGGUGCUAGAACACAUAAUAUGAUAGAUUUUUGUUUUAGCUAUAAGAUAGUUGGUACUUUCAAUUUUGAAUCGAAAUAUGCAAUGAUCAUAUGUACUUGAUACUUGGUUCAUUUGGAUGGUAAUGUAUGAAUAUUUUGGAUGAUAUAUAAUAUUGUUAUUGGUGAUUUUAUCA